UAAGGCCAUUCAUAGCCCAUAGGUGAAUAACCAUAAGGCGUGUAUUUUAUAUAUAUCAUUACCAUAAGUAUAUAUUAUAUACAUAAAUACUGGACGCAAACCCGAAGAGCGCACAUACAUUCUGACAAUUAAAAUAUAUCUUUAAAGCAGCGUAUUCCGCAGGAAUAUCGGUUUUUUAAAAAUACUAAUCAACCAUGAUCGAAGAAGUUAACUACGCCGUAAUGUUUAUCGGUGAUCUCUUACGUCAAAAAGGACUUUCAGAUGAUAUCGUCAUGAGAUUUGAACAUACACUGAGCGGCAUGCUGGUACAUAAUUUUAGAAGCACGUGGUUUGUAGAUCAACCACACAGAGGUAGUGGCAACAGGUGUUUGCGUAUAGAACGAGGGCAAAUGGAUCCCAGCUUAGCAAAUACCGCCAGAUCAAUCGGCGUCAGUAUAAUUAGACUACAGAAUCUUUUACCUACCGACAUUACUAUUUGGAUCGACCCUAAGUCUGUGUGCUACCGCAGCGAGCGAUCCCCCUUGUUCUCGAUAUACGACGAGGAGGACUUUUCUUCAGGUGACUCGGAUUCCAGUAAUUCGAGCGGACAAUCAGCCGGUAAGCGUAAACGCGCCGGAACAUCGUAUACUUCUCUACCUGAAGCCCUGUCGGCUUUUUAAAUCAGAACCGCUUCCAAUGCAGUGGAUGAGUACAGGAUUUAAGUGCAACACAAGGACAGUGCGUCUUUCAACCGUGCUUUUGAAUAAUAAUAUCCGCCAUUCACGGUGUGAUGAAUUGACAUUAUUGAAAUACUGCAGAAUAAGCAGACCGGACAGCCACUGCUACAAGAAUAGCAGUAACAGCAAGCUGUGUGAAUUAAAUAUUAAAAUAUAUAUCAUUAACAUA
This is a messenger RNA of Sphaeroforma arctica JP610, 885 nucleotides long. RefSeq lists its product as hypothetical. NCBI's taxonomy places the organism in Eukaryota, Ichthyosporea, Ichthyophonida. Gene Ontology annotation, cellular component: nucleus; cytoplasm. The record is from RefSeq and is a predicted model, not a curated record. Gene Ontology annotation, biological process: negative regulation of mitotic cell cycle; negative regulation of cell population proliferation. Bases 195 to 659 code for a protein of 154 amino acids. The transcript has a single exon.